Messenger RNA from Onychomys torridus (southern grasshopper mouse), 1817 nucleotides. RefSeq names its product F-box and leucine rich repeat protein 6 (gene Fbxl6). The record is from RefSeq and is a predicted model, not a curated record. The transcript is spliced from 8 exons. Gene Ontology annotation, cellular component: SCF ubiquitin ligase complex. Lineage: Eukaryota; Metazoa; Chordata; Mammalia; Rodentia; Cricetidae. The coding region runs from base 30 to 1724 and encodes 564 amino acids. Gene Ontology annotation, biological process: SCF-dependent proteasomal ubiquitin-dependent protein catabolic process. Gene Ontology annotation, molecular function: protein binding.
CCUUCCGCUUUAGCGGAGGCACCGGAGCUAUGGCUCCUGUAUCCUCUGGGCGAGUUCGGCGUCGAGCUCGGGGCUCUAAGCGGGCCGACGCGCGGGCCCGCUCGGCCGAGGACUGGUGGUGGGACAGGCUGGCACCUCGCGGCUCUGGGUACCACCUGCAGCAAGCGGACAGCAUGCUGCUCGUGCUGCCGGACCUGGAACCUACCCGCGCUCGUGCGCACAGGCGCGCCCCUCGCCGCGCUCCGAGACCCCCGACUCGCGGUCCCACGGCGGCUGCCAAGCACAGGGCCAAGCCCCGGCCUGAGCCGUCGCCGGAUCAGGGCCCGGACUCCGGCUGGGGAGACCGUAUUCCCUUAGAAGUCCUGGUGCAUAUUUUCGGGUUGUUGGUUGCGGCUCAUGGGCCCAUGCCGUUUCUUGGCAGGGCUGCACGCGUUUGCCGCCGCUGGCAUGAAGCCACCUCCCAUCCUGCACUCUGGCACACUGUGACUCUGUCACCCCCGCUGGUUGGCCGGGCUGCCAAGGGCAACCUUAAAGCAGAGAAGAAGCUCCUUGCUUCCCUGGAGUGGCUCAUACCCAAUCGGUUCUCACAGCUCCAGAGGUUGACCCUCAUCCAUUGGAAGUCUCAAGUACACCCAGUGUUGGAGCUGGUUAGCAAGUUCUGUCCUCGGCUUACCUUCCUCAAGCUUUCAGACUGCCACAGCGUGACCGCUGACACGCUGGUCAUGUUAGCUAAAGCCUGCUGCCAGCUCCACAGCCUGGACCUACACCAUUCCAUGGUAGAGUCUACAGCUGUGGUGAGCUUCUUGGAGGAAGCAGGGUCCCGAAUGCGGAAGCUGUGGCUGACCUACAGUUCCCAGACUACAGCCAUCUUGGGUGCGCUGCUGUGUGUUCCCCCACCCAUUACAGGGCAGCUGCUGCCCCCAGCUCCAAGUCCUGGAGGUCAGCACUGGCAUGAACUGCAACAGCACACCCCUGCAGCUGCCUGUGGAGGCUCUGCAGAAAGGCUGCCCCCAGUUACAGGUAUCUAUGCUCUGCCUUCUCCCACUUGCCACUUGGCAACGUGUCUGCAGCCUGCCCCUCCUCCCCACUCACAGGUGCUACGACUGCUGAACCUGAUUUGGCUUCCCAAGCCUUGUGGACGAGGGGUGCCCCAAGGACCAGGCUUCCCCAGCCUUGAGGAGCUCUGCCUGGCUGGCUCCACCUGCAACUUUGUGAGCAAUGAGGUUCUGGGCCGCUUGCUCCAUUGCUCCCCCAAACUGCGCCUGCUGGAUCUUCGAGGCUGUGCUCGGAUCACGCCCACUGGCCUGUGUGAUUUACCAUGUCAAGAGCUGGAGCAACUCUACCUGGGCCUGUAUGGCAUGUCUGACGGCUUGACUCUGGCUAAGAAAGGCAGCCCCCUGUUGACCCGGAAGUGGUAUCACACCCUGAGGGAGCUGGACUUCAGUGGCCAGGGCUUCAGCGAGAAAGACCUGGAACAGGCCCUAGCCGUUUUCUCUGGCACCUCUGGGGACUUACACCCAGCCUUGUGCUCCCUCAACCUAAGGGGUACCCGAGUCACACCAAGCACAGUCAGUUCUGUGAUUAGCAGUUGCCCGGGGCUGCUGUAUCUCAAUCUGGAGUCCUGCCGGUGCCUCCCCAGGGGUCUGAAGCGUGCUUACCGGGGCCUGGAGGAAGUCCAGUGGUGCCUAGAACAGCUACUUACAAACCCACUAGUCUCCAGAUAGUCCACUUAACUCAGACACCUGCCAGCCUUUUCCCUGCCCCUUGUCACUUGGAAAUGUUUGAGCUUUUGUUACAAUAAAGUAUUUUUAAGCAUU